UUUUUUGGUCUUGGCUCCCUGGUUUCCACGUUAACGUGGGUGAGAGUCCGAAAGUAUCAAGAGAGGAAGGGAACGUUGUGCGAACCGAACUCGAGAGGAGGGAAAAGGGUCUUCGAGGAUCACUAGGUAGAACUGCAAGUGAAGACUCGGUCUCUAUAAGAAAGAAGUAUGCCUCAUAGAACCCGACCCAUGACAGCAAUAUUGUUGUUUACUGCAGUAAAUGCAGUUUUGUGUGCGACCAUUACUCCAGUCUAUGAUUUUGUUUGCUUUCUUCCGUACUGGGAAAGAAGGAGGGAAAGGCAUCGUCAGGAACGGGAAGCUAACAGUUCGAACUAACCAUAACAAGAUCUACGUGGAGAAACUUUUUGGACUAGGAUUUUCAUGCCUUCUUUUCCUUUCAUGAUGUAAAAUUUUUCUCUUGGGAUCUUGCAAUGUGGAAUAUCUUGGAAUAAAAGUCUGAAAUCUUGGACCUACUUGGCCACCUUAGCUGAAAGGUACCUUUAUCAUAGCUUUAUUUGGGUAUAAACCAAAUAAUCAAUCGUAUUAGAUUUUGAUAG
Molecule: messenger RNA, 557 nt
Organism: Gastrolobium bilobum
Lineage: Eukaryota; Viridiplantae; Streptophyta; Magnoliopsida; Fabales; Fabaceae
Exons: 3
Coding region: 169-336 (55 amino acids)
Source: RefSeq, a predicted model, not a curated record